GAUGCUUGAAGUUUGCAUCAUGGUGAAAAAUUUCUAGACUCAGUUUCUCAGCGUUCUUUGUUGCUGUUUUUUUCUGCAAUUAAAUGUUUUAACUAAUAUUGAAGUCUCUGCAGGGGAAAAUCUUAGGUGUAGUAUUAAAGUGUUAACAACUUAAACAUCUAACUCUAUCUUUCUCUUUCUCUUUGAUAUCUUAUGAUUCAGGCAUUAUCUCCUUGACUUGAUGAGAGUCACUCCUCGUGAUGCAAACUACAUUGGACCUGGGUCUCGAUUUUGUAUCUUGAGACCAGAAUUAAUUACAGCUUUUUGCCAGGCCAAAGCUACAGAGAGAUCCAAAACUAAGUCCACGUCUCAAGGAGAUGCUCAUAUUGCCAGUAAUUCUCCAAAUGUUGAUGGUGAAAUACAGAUAAAUGGAUUCAGAUUACCAACGAAGGUUUUGGGACUCGGAGAUAUCGAGGGCAAAGGUUAAUUGUAGAUCGAACUUCUGGAAAGCCGUGUCGGAUAUUAAGUUCAAACUGACUCCAGCCCAAAUAAAGAAGUUUGAGGAUAGCUGUUUUGGCCACUUUUUGAAGGCCAACGAGAUACAAUUUAGUGGCCACAUCGUCAACAGCAUGCUGUAUAGGCAAUGUGUUUGCGACGAUAAGGACUCUAUGGUAUUCAAUUUUGGAGGGCGUGGUGCUAGAUUUACACAGAGGGACUUCACCAUAAUUACAGGUCUACGGUUUGGUUACGAACCCAAUAGGCAGGUUAACAUCUCUACUCGUAUUAGUGACACGUAUUUUGGCGGAAAGCGAAAGGUCACUAAUUCGGAGAUAACCGAAGCUUUCCUGAAUGCAC
Messenger RNA from Ziziphus jujuba (common jujube), 834 nucleotides. Its product is annotated as clustered mitochondria protein-like. Bases 221 to 466 code for a protein of 81 amino acids. The transcript is spliced from 3 exons. The record is from RefSeq and is a predicted model, not a curated record. NCBI's taxonomy places the organism in Eukaryota, Viridiplantae, Streptophyta, Magnoliopsida, Rosales, Rhamnaceae.